AUGGGAGAUGAUCAGACCUUGCUUGACACGUUGCUUCAACGGUUAUCUACGGCAUUCAAGAUUCAGGACCUUGGCACGCCAAGCUUCUUCCUCGGGAUUGAAACCCUAUCCAUCGAUGGUGCCCUAGUCCUAUCCCAGCGUCGCUAUAUGGGAGACAUCUUAAAUCGGGCCGGUAUGACUGACUGUAAGCCCCUCACCACCCCGGCCGCUGUGACUCAAGCUGUUGCACCUAAUAAUGAGCUCUACGACAACCCCACACAGUACCGCCGCCUUGCCGGCGCUCUUCAGUAUUUAACAAUCACACGCCCAGAUCUCUCAUACUCUUCCUCUGCAUCCACGGACAUUCAUGCGUUCUCCGACUCGGACUGGGCCGGGUGUCUAGUAGACCGGAAGUCCACAAGUGGGUAUGCUGUGUUUCUAGGCACAAACUUGGUCUCGUGGGUGUCCCGAAAACAACGGACCGUGGCCCGAUCUUCCACUGAAGGAGAAGACAAGGGGUUGGCAGAUGUUUCAGCUGAAGUCACUUGGGUUAUUUCGCUGUUGCGUGAACUUGGUCUACACUCAGGACGGCCUGCGAUGCUUUGGUGUGACAAUCUUGGGGCUACCUACCUCUGUGCUAAUCCCGUUUUUUAUGCCCGGACUAAGCACGUGGAGAUUGAUUUUCACUUUGUUCGUGAUAGGUUGCCUCGGGGGAGUUUCAGGUCAACUUCGUUUCCACGAAAGAUCAACUAG
Molecule: messenger RNA, 732 nt
Organism: Ipomoea nil (Japanese morning glory)
Lineage: Eukaryota; Viridiplantae; Streptophyta; Magnoliopsida; Solanales; Convolvulaceae
Exons: 2
Coding region: 1-732 (243 amino acids)
Source: RefSeq, a predicted model, not a curated record